This is a messenger RNA of Phytophthora sojae, 2919 nucleotides long. RefSeq lists its product as hypothetical. The transcript has 5 exons. The coding region runs from base 1 to 2919 and encodes 972 amino acids. The record is from RefSeq and is a predicted model, not a curated record. Lineage: Eukaryota; Oomycota; Peronosporomycetes; Peronosporales; Peronosporaceae.
AUGCGCGGUCACAUCGCCAUUUCGCAGAUCGUCAACAUGGCGGAGAGCGCGACUUCGGACGGCAAGCAAGCGACGGCGCCCCCCGGCAGCGUGCCACCUCCGACACAGCAGCGCACCGGCGGCGCCCCUGCGAGCACUGCACCAACAGGCGGCGGCAGCGGCCAGGCGGGUAACUCAGCGUCCGGCGACACUUCGACGGGCAGCACCAAGACGGGCGUAACCAAGCUCAUCUCCUUCUCCAGCGCCACCGGCAAGACCUCCGACGCGGACAUGCGCGAGGCCGAUGGCAACGCCUCGACUGACGCUGCAACCCAGGAAACGGGUGACGCGAACUCAGAGUCCAAGGCUCCAGACGUGGACAUGAAGGGCGCCCCUGAGUUCAAGUUACCACGACACGCGACGCUAGAGGACGUCAGGGGACUCAUCUUCGCAGGCAUGCUUCGGCAGGAGGAGACCAACGCGUAUCUCGUGGGGGUCCCAGGGGUCGUGAACGACAUUCGCGCGGGCGCGUUCGCCAUGGAAGGCUACGGCGGCGCGACCACGUUGGUCGGCUUCGAGGAGCUCUCCGACGAGGAUCUUCAGGGGUUGAAGGAAGUCUGUGGCGCCGACGCUGGGAUCGAUGUCCUAUGUCCACGUCGUUCGCCUCUUUCAGCGUUCGAACUGGACAAUACCCUGAAUUCCAUCGGUAUUCGACGCGAGAUGGCCUCACUCCUGCGUCACUUCAACAGCACAAGGCUCGCUGAGCGCGUGUUCAAGAUGACUGGUUACCUGCGUCGAGUCCUCGGGGCCUACCGAAACAUGCGUUCUCUGGUUGACUCUCAGCAGGGUUUCACCGCCGCUCAGGAAGUAGUCGAUACGCGACGCAAGUACAAGGAACUGAAGCGCGCCUGGAAAUUCACGUGCGACUACUGGUUCCUGGAGGUCCAAGAGGCCCUGGGCAAGGUGGAUGACGCUGAGUCCAAGUACAAAGUCGCGCUGGGCGAGCAGAAGGCGCGGUAUCAAGACGAGAUUGAUUCUCUGGAGUCCGAGAAAGCGCAACUCAAGGCGCGCCUUGCCGACUCUGAGGCACAAGUGCGACUCCUGAAAUCGCGUCUUGAGUCAGCCACCGUGGACCCCUGGGAGUUCUCCGAUUUCCUUCAAGAGCACACAGACUUCACGGAUAAUUGGGAGCGCCUCCACGACCGCUUCAAGCUCUGCAUCAAGGACUCGAAGCCUCCCGAAUCCUGGGACACUGUCAUCAACGUCACGGCCAUGGACAAGCGCAAGGCUGCGGUGGUCCCCAAGCCUCGCAGCGGUUCGAAGACCGGGGGCAAAACUCAGGAUUCCAAGAAAGGUCAAGGCCCCAGAAAAUCACGGGAUUCCAAGGCGCCGGGCGAGUCGCCACGGCAGUCGGCGCACCGUAAGCCUAACAAAGUUCAGCGUCGCCCCAAGGAUCACCAACCAGGCCGCGACUCUGUGCGUCGCGCCAGCGAGAAGACUGUGGUGUCCAAGGAGGCCGCACACACGAUGCUCCCAGGGGGGGGUGUCGUCUGGAAGGAAGUUCGGCCAGACGUACGUCAGGCCAUUCUUGCUGGGCUCAAGUACGACACAGCCAUGGAGUGGAUUGGUAGCGACCGGGCGGCUCAUGGGCACUUCAGGCAGCCGGAGCUGAUCAAGAUGCUCGUGAGCAUGAUGUACUGGCGUCGUCUUGACCUGACUCCCUGGAGCAAGUACGUCCCUGAAGCCUACUACGAAAUGGCAGACGAGCGUCUGGACAGGUGCCUUCGACGCGGUGAUGUGCCACCACCCUGGGGGAACCUCGAUGACCACAUGGUGUACCCUGAUGAGGACGCCGAUUCCACGGUGGACGACAUCGAGAACGACCCGGACUACCAGCCUCCCGCCCAGGAACUUGAGGAGAGCGCCUCUAGUAAUAGCUCUGAAGAGGAGGAGGUCGCUCCUGAAACUCUGGAGGACAUCGAGGAUGCAGGGGACGACGACGACGCAGAGGACGACAAUGGGGUAGAAGAACCCCUGGAAGUCAAGCCUCCUGCUAAGCGCCCCCGUUCUGAGUCAAACAAGAAACCUCAGGGUUCCAACUCGAAGUCGAUGAAGAAACGUCGCACAGGAAACAAGACAGACACUUCUGCCACUCAGGGUUCUAGUGGUACUCAGGGGUCCAAGGCUACAUCACGCUCCAAGCAUCCGUCGACGCUCGCGCGGAAACCUGAGUUGAUGACGGCCGAAGACCCUGAAGACAACGAGACCUCCUGGCGCAUCUAUGGGGUUCUUGUUCAAUAUCCAAGUUCGACCAAGAGUGCGUCUUGCCAGACUCCCGGGUUCCCAGACCUCUGGGACCGCCAGGCAUACCAAGAAGUCCUGGAUUCUGAACCCUGGGAGACUAUGCUUCAGGGUCGCUUCCGAGUGUUCUACUUCCAUGAGCGAGAGCUACUCUCCGCGAAAGCGCUCAAGCUGAUGGAGGACGUCGUGGACGUCAUGCACAAGCACGCACAGGCAAUCUGGGAGCGCGGGCACUGGGUGCCUAUUCCGACUGAAGAACAAGCAGACGCCACCAUGGAAUCUCAGCGGAAGUCGCGUCGAAACGCGCUACGUAGAGCGUACAAGACGCUCGUCGAGCGCUCGCGCAACACCCCUGGGUUCAUCCCGUCGUUGUGGCACGAACCGGGUCUCUGGAAGUUCCCGGACAAGUGCUGCUACUGGAUUUGGGAGGAUCCCAGGGCCAAGAAACUCGGGGGAGCUAAGUGCAAGGACUUAAACGUCCAGCUAGCGACGUUGGACAUUCGUGAGCCUGCUCGAGUCCAAUGGAACACGGCGGCUGACGACGAUGAGUGGCUACAAUACGUGCCGAACAACAUCAAGCGCCACAUCAAGCCCCUGGCCAUCCGCAAGCUCAACCCGCUGUCUCUCAAGCACUCGUGA